Messenger RNA from Dothidotthia symphoricarpi CBS 119687, 408 nucleotides. RefSeq lists its product as uncharacterized. NCBI's taxonomy places the organism in Eukaryota, Fungi, Ascomycota, Dothideomycetes, Pleosporales, Dothidotthiaceae. Bases 1 to 408 code for a protein of 135 amino acids. The record is from RefSeq and is a predicted model, not a curated record. The transcript has 2 exons.
AUGAAGCUCUUCGGCUUCCUCUUGGCCGUGUUCGGUCUCUCCACAAUCGCGUUCGCCAAUGACGGAAAGAAGAAGAAGCUCUGCGAGGAUGACAAAACAAUGUGUGUCAACCGUAUCGACCUCCAUCCAAUGAAAGGGGUCCAUUACACGGCUAUCACUAUCUGCAAGAACGAGCAAUGGAUCCCGCUUUUGGACUGCGACGCCCCCACGGAGUAUUGUAAGGACGCCUCAAAGCCUUUUUGCCGAAAGAGCCAAGUGAACAUCAAGUGCUAUCCUUGCAACAAGUACUACCAGCGUUGCAUCGAGGACUGUCUCUUCUUCGACGACAAGUGCAAGAACUUCUGCACCGCGUACGUUUGUCACCACGGCGGCGAACGCUGCGGCGGUGACUGCUAUUACGGCUGCUAA